Messenger RNA from Trichoderma reesei QM6a, 546 nucleotides. Its product is annotated as ADP-ribosylation factor like 1. Gene Ontology annotation, biological process: intracellular protein transport; vesicle-mediated transport. The record is from RefSeq and is a predicted model, not a curated record. NCBI's taxonomy places the organism in Eukaryota, Fungi, Ascomycota, Sordariomycetes, Hypocreales, Hypocreaceae. Gene Ontology annotation, cellular component: cytoplasm; Golgi apparatus. The transcript is spliced from 5 exons. Gene Ontology annotation, molecular function: GTPase activity; GTP binding. Bases 1 to 546 code for a protein of 181 amino acids.
AUGGGCGCGGGAAUGUCAUGGUUGACCAACUUGGUCUGGGCAAAGAAGGAGAUUAGAAUCUUGAUCCUGGGCUUGGACAAUGCUGGCAAAACGACGCUUUUAUACAGAUUGAAGAUUGGAGAAGUUGUCACGACCAUACCGACGAUCGGGUUCAACGUCGAAUCAGUCACGUACAAGAAUCUCAACUUCAAUGUUUGGGAUCUGGGUGGUCAGACUAGCAUCAGACCAUACUGGCGGUGUUACUAUGCCAACACGGCUGCCGUCAUCUUCGUCGUCGACUCAACCGACAUCGACCGGUUACAGACGGCCGCAGAAGAGCUGUCGGCCAUGCUGAACGAGGAGGAGCUUAAGGACGCGGCGCUGCUGGUGUUUGCCAACAAGCAGGACCAGCCCGGCGCCAAGGGGGCGGGAGAAAUCUCAGAAGCGCUGCAGCUGGGCGAGCUGCGGGACAGGAAUUGGAGCAUCAUGGCGUGCUCGGCGGUCGAUGGCAGUGGCGUGAAUGAGGGCAUGGAUUGGCUAGUGAACAACCUGUCAAACCGUCUGUAG